This is a messenger RNA of Arachis stenosperma, 2041 nucleotides long. RefSeq lists its product as uncharacterized. Bases 1 to 1827 code for a protein of 608 amino acids. NCBI's taxonomy places the organism in Eukaryota, Viridiplantae, Streptophyta, Magnoliopsida, Fabales, Fabaceae. The record is from RefSeq and is a predicted model, not a curated record. The transcript is spliced from 4 exons.
AUGGAUAGCAAGAAGAGGAGAAGGACAUUGGAGAAGAAUAAGGACCUUGCAACUGCUAAUGAAGAAAGUUCAAUGGAUUCUUACAGCGCCCUUUUAAGACACAUGGAGGAACCAUCUAGUUCAAGGAGUGGUAAUAGAAAAAAAGGACUGGAGCCACUCUGCGAAGAUGUAUACAUUAGUGUGAAGAGUCCAUUCGAUUGUCUUGCAGCAGAGGAAGAUGACACUUCUACUGAAGAAGAUUACAGGUAUUGGUUGGAUUAUAUUUUCGUUCCUCAGGAAGACGAGGAGGAUGAUGGUGUUUUCGUUCCUCGGGAAGACGAGGAGGAGGAUGGUGAUAGCUUAUUGGUUAAUGUGGCUGAGGAACCCCUGAUUGGAGAUGUGGCUGAAGAUCCCCAGAUUGGAGAUGUGGCUGAAGAUCCCCAGUACAAAUUAUUUUUGGAUAAUGUGAAGGCUCGUGGAACAUGCUAUGUGAUUGAGAUCCCUGAGCAAAAUAUUUGUAUAGAAUACCCUGAUGUGGCUCUUACUGUGGCUUCUGAGGCACAAAAUAAUGUUGGUAACUAUACUGGGAAGCGCAGGGGUAGGAAACCAAAAAAUUUGAGACAAAUAAUUGAGGAUUCUCAUGUUGUGUCUGCAAAGGUACAAAAUAAUGUGGGUGACUAUAGUCAGAAGCGCAGGGGUAGGAAACCAAAAAAUUUGAGACAAAUAAUUGAGGAUUCUCAUGUUGUGUCUGCAAAGGUACAAAAUAAUGUUGGUAAUUAUAGUGGGAAGCGCAGGGGUAGGAAACCAAAAAAUUUGAGACAAAUAAUUGAGGAUUCUCAUGUUGUGUCUCCAAAGGCACAAAAUAAUGCUGGUGACUAUAGCGGGAAGCGCAGGGGUAGGAAACCAAAAUCUUUAGGACAAAUGGUUAAGGAUGCUCAUGAUGCAUCCCCAAAGGCACAAAAUCAUGUGGGUGAGUGCAAGGGCAGGGGUAGGGGUAGGAAACCAAAAGAUUCAGGACUAGUCGUGGUUAAGGAUUUUCAUGGUGUGUCUCAAAAAGCACAAUAUCAUGUUGGUAACCGCAGGGGUAGGAAACCAAAUGGUUUGGGAAAACAUGCUGUCAAGGAUUCCAAUGGCGAUGGCAAUGCCAAUGUUGUGGAGGUUUCUAGGGCACAAAACAAUGAUGGUAAAUAUAGCGGUAAGCGCAGGGGUAGGAAACCAAAAGAAUUGAGAAAUGAUGCAGUUAAGGACUCUAAUGGCAGCUGCAAUGGCGGGGCUUCAGAGGCAAAGAAGAAUGAUGGUAAUGACAAGGGUACGCUCAAAGGUGAGACACCACAAAAGAAUGAUCACAUAGCAAAGGGUGAUCACAUUUACCCUCCGUCUGGCAUAGAAAUAAAGGUAAAGGAGGAGAUUGAAGAGGAUGAUGACGAUGCACUCUGCAAAAGAAGGCGAAAGGUUCCAAGUUUGAAUUUGGAACAUUAUUGGCAUGAUGAUAAAGCCAAUGCAACGAAAUACACAAAGUACAGAGAAAAACUCAUGCAAGAGCUGGAGAAGCCUUACUGUGAGGAAGAGUAUAAGAAGCUUUUUAAAUAUAUGAAACAUAGAAAGCUAGUCGAAUACCAUAAAGAGCAUCGCAGCGGCCCUAGGACCUGCAAGAGAAAUUAUCUUGGGAAAUCUCUUCUUAAUCAUCAUGUUGAUCUGAACAAAAAACUAAAAUCAGUUAGUGGUGAUUAUCCUAAACGUCUGACCCUCUUACGUGGAUUUGUUUUUUGGUUGACGCAUUGUGCGGAUGAUGAGGCGUUCAAGCCAUGGAUCUAUCCUGAAUAUUGUAAGCCGGCACCUAAGAUGUAGGAAGUGUUAUCUGAUUUUUAUGGUCAUGUUCAUUGCAUGUUUUACAUGGCGUCUCAGAAAGAGUGAAGGCUUUAAGAGCUAGCUCGUUAACUUUAUCAGUUAUUUAGUUGACUUGAUCUAGAAGUUUCAUAUACAUGUAUAUAAAACACUAUUAACUUUGGUAGAAGAUGAGAUCCAUCGUUCAUACUUUUAAUACACUUCACACGUUUCGAUU